UGAGUCAGGCCGCGUGCAUCUGCUGCUAAACGCUGCCCAAGAUGGCGACCGUUGACCGGGACAAUUACAAGCUAGAUUCGUGGUGUUUCCACGUUAAAGACGCCGCGCGUGAUGGCCGCACACAAUAUGUGUUGGAGCAGCUUGAGAGGCACGGCCUGAGAGACACUGCAUGUAACAUCCUCCUUACGUGCUGUGCCGCCGGAUCAAUCAGAUCAGACCACGUCGACCUAGCCCGCGCGCUCCUUGACCGGGGAGCGGAUCCGAACCUGCGCGGCAGAGCAUUGACGCCGCUGAAUUAUGCAGCCCGAGGCCUCGGUACUGGCAGCGUCGAUAUGGUCGCACUCCUCCUCGAUGCGGGUGGAAGGGUUGCGACAAACUCUUCGGGCACUUCUCCACUCGUGUCCGCGAUUCGUGGUUUCGAGGCCUCGGAGUGCCAUCUCAAUUGUCGGAGAAUCGUGCAAAUGCUACUGCGCGCCGGCGCGCCGCUCUCUGGGCUAAUCGUAGAUCAACUCGAGAGAGUUCGCCCCGGGGAAAUCUGCGAGCAUUUUCUCGCGACCAGACAACUGAUCCUCGACGUACACGUAGCCGGGAGCCCGCGAGCCUACAGGAUGCUGCGGCGAAAACAGGUCUUACUCCUACGCAGCCUCGCGCUCAAAGGCCGCGCCGAGCCCCGCGACGCCCGGAUGACGUUCCUCGUGGAGUCCCCAAACGAGAUCGCCUGGAAGGUCCUCGAGUACUGGCGCACGGAGCUAGACUGUUAACUGUAUGU
Pelagomonas calceolata is the source of this 769-nucleotide messenger RNA. Lineage: Eukaryota; Pelagophyceae; Pelagomonadales; Pelagomonadaceae. The record is from the annotation of a GenBank genome assembly.